This is a messenger RNA of Cicer arietinum (chickpea), 1954 nucleotides long. The record is from RefSeq and is a predicted model, not a curated record. Lineage: Eukaryota; Viridiplantae; Streptophyta; Magnoliopsida; Fabales; Fabaceae.
CUAACUAAUAAGUAAUGAUGAGCAAUGUUUAGCGAGGGAGUAAAUGGACAUUUUGGAAAGAGUAAAGGUUCUGGUGUGAAGGAAGCAUUGUCAGAUGGAGCGGAACGGAACAGAGAGUCCGGUUUCUGCCCGGCAGUGGAGCAGUGAAUCUGGGAAUGUGAUGUCGUCGUCCCCAUCAAACUCGCGUAAUGGACAUGCUCGGUCAUCUUCCCUCACCUUCACUGGAAUUUCAACCAUUAAAAGGACUCAGAAUGUCGCCGCCAAAGCCGCUGCUCAACGCCUCGCUCAAGUCAUGGCUUCCCAGGCUACCGACGACGAUGACGAGGACGAUCUAGGAUUUCGCUACACUGCUCCUCCACCUCUCACUCUCUCCAGGAAGUCUGUUACGACUCAUACCCAUAGAUCUCCAUCUCAUUCGUUAGCUAGGAACCAUGUUGAAGAACCCACGUAUGUUCGUCCAGCACCUAAUAAUAGUAAUAGACCACCGCUGAGCCAGAGCCAGAUAACUCCAGCUUCUAUUCCGCCACCAAUAGACCCUCCUCCUAUUCAUAAUAAUAAGCUCAAAGAUAAAAGAUUUCCGUUUGAUACUGGACUCAUUCAACCAAAAGAUUCAGAAGACCACCGUGAGGCUUCUACACUUCGUGAUGAGGUUGAUAUGCUAAGGGAAGAGAAUGAAAGUAUUUUUGACAAGCUUAGACUUGAGGAAGAGAGAUGCAAGGAAGCAGAGGCCAGAGUCAGGGAGCUUGAGAAGCAGGUUGACACAAGAACAGAGUCUGUUGCUUCCCUCGGAGAAGGGGUAUCUUUGGAGGCUAAACUCUUAAGCAGAAAGGAGGCAACAUUGCGUCAAAGAGAGGCUGCACUUAAAAGUUCCAGAGACUCUAACGACGGAGUUGAUAAGGAAAUCACAUCUCUACAAGCUGAAGUCAAGAAUGCAAAAGUAGAGUCUGAAGCCGCAGUGAGACAGCUUAACGGAGCUGAAUCUGAGGUGAAAGCUCUUCGAUCGAUGACACAAAGAAUGAUAUUAACUCAGAAAGAAAUGGAGGAAGUCGUUCUUAAGAGGUGUUGGCUAGCUCGUUAUUGGGGUUUAGCCGCAAAGUAUGGUAUCUGCGCAGAUGUUGCAGUCUCAAAGUAUGAACUUUGGUCAUCCUUAGCCCCUCUUCCAUUUGAGGUUGUUGUUUCUGCAGGACAAAAGGCCAAGGAGGAAUGCUGGGAAAAAGCAGGUGAUGAUGCAACAGAGAAGAGGAGCAAUCUUGUUCCAGACAUUAAUGAUCUUACUGGAGAAGGAAAUAUUGAAAGUAUGCUUUCGGUUGAAAUGGGACUCAAGGAGCUUGUUUCUUUAAAGGUUGAGGAUGCUAUUGUGCAAGCAUUAGCCCAACAGAGGCGUCCAAAUUCUGCUCGACAACUAGUCUCAGAUAUUAAAUCACCAGGGGAUCCUAAGUUUAUGGAAGCCUUUGAAUUGAGUCCAGAGGAAUCUGAGGAUGUUCUUUUCAAGGAGGCCUGGCUGACAUAUUUUUGGAGAAGAGCCAAGGCUCAUGGUAUAGAGGAGGACAUUGCCAAAGAACGUUUUCAGUUUUGGAUUGGUCGGAGUGGGCAUUCACCUACCUCACACGAUGCUGUUGAUGUUGAGCAAGGGCUUUCAGAGCUGAGGAAAUUGGGGGUUGAACGUAGACUUUGGGAAGAAUCCAGAAAAGAAGUUGAUCAGGACUUUGCUAUUGCAUGAAAAUUGACUACUAGACCUAAAGUUUGUGCUUAAGACUUUUUCCGAUGUAUGCAUUGAGAAUUUUGAAUUGCAUCUUCCUUUUGGAGACUGGCACCUUUCACUUUGUGUUCAAAUGAGGUUACAUUGGCUCUUAGUAACUAUUAUGAUAACUGUGUUCAAUUUAAGAACCGGUCAAACUCUACUUCGCAGUUUCUCCACUUUGAAUAAUAUAAAUAAUUGUUGAUAGCCUUAUAA